Molecule: messenger RNA, 2012 nt
Organism: Xenia sp. Carnegie-2017
Lineage: Eukaryota; Metazoa; Cnidaria; Anthozoa; Malacalcyonacea; Xeniidae
Product: bifunctional purine biosynthesis protein ATIC-like
Exons: 18
Coding region: 71-1846 (591 amino acids)
Biological process (GO): 'de novo' IMP biosynthetic process
Cellular component (GO): cytosol
Molecular function (GO): IMP cyclohydrolase activity; phosphoribosylaminoimidazolecarboxamide formyltransferase activity
Source: RefSeq, a predicted model, not a curated record
GGCAAUGACCAUUCUGUCAAGCCGAUCGAGCUGAACACGAGGGAAGAACAAAGAAUCUAAAAAGAAGGCCAUGAAGGGAAAUUUGGCAAUCUUGAGUGUGUCUGACAAAAGUGGGUUGGUUCAAUUUUCCCAAAAGCUUCACAGUUUUGGAUUGCAGUUGGUCGCAUCUGGUGGAACUGCAAAGACCAUAAGAAAUGCCAAUAUUCCUGUAAAGGAUGUAUCUGAACUUACUGGAGCACCAGAAAUGUUGGGCGGAAGGGUCAAAACCCUUCAUCCUGCAGUCCAUGCAGGAAUUUUGGCAAGGUUAACUGAAGCAGAUGAAACUGACAUGAAAGCACAAAAUUUUCAGUUAAUCAGCGUGGUUGUCUGCAACUUAUACCCAUUUAAAGAUACCAUAUCAAAACAAGACGUUUCUGUACCAGAAGCUGUUGAGCAAAUUGAUAUUGGUGGGGUAACUUUGUUACGAGCAGCUGCAAAGAAUCACUCAAGAGUUGUGGUUGUGUGUGAUCCAAGUGAUUAUGAUCGAAUUGCAGAUGAAAUGGCUGAAAGUACAUCUCAUACAGUUAAAGAGGAGACCAGGAAAAUGCUUGCUUUGAAAGCGUUCACCCAUACUGCAGAAUACGACAAUGCCAUUGCAGAUUAUUUCAGAAAAGAAUACAGUCUUGGUGUGUCUCAUAUUCCCCUGAGAUAUGGCAUGAAUCCUCAUCAGAACCCAGCACAGCUUUAUACUACCGAUACCAAGUUGCCUGUAAAGGUUGUGAAUGGUUCACCUGGUUUUAUCAACCUCUGUGAUGCAUUUAAUUCCUGGCAACUUGUUAAAGAAUUAAAAGAAGCUUUGGAUCUUCCUGCCGCAGCAUCUUUCAAGCACGUGAGCCCGGCUGGUGCAGCAGUUGCAGUCCCGUUAAGCAUGAACCAAGCCAAGCUCUGCAUGGUAGAUGAUUUGUACAAUGAUCUCACUCCAAUAUCCACUGCUUACGCUAGAGCACGAGGUGCUGAUCGUAUGUCAUCGUUUGGAGACUGGGUUGCACUCUCGCACGAGUGUGAUAAAACUACAGCAAGAAUUCUUUCUAGAGAGGUUUCAGAUGGUAUCAUUGCUCCGGGAUACAGCGAAGACGCUCUCGAAAUUUUAAAGAGAAAAAAAGGAGGAAAAUACUGCGUGCUUGAGAUGAACCCAAACUAUGAGCCACCAUUGUCAGAAACUCGAACGCUAUUUGGCUUGAAAAUGGAGCAAAUCAGGAAUAAUGGAAAGAUUGACAAGAAAUUGUUUGAAAAUGUGAAGACAAAAAGAUGCGAGAUUAGUGACGAAGCAUUACGUGACUUGGUCGUGGCAACAGUAGCGCUCAAGUAUACACAAUCUAAUUCUGUUUGCUAUGCUAAGAAUGGCCAGGUCAUCGGAAUUGGAGCUGGUCAACAAUCACGUAUUCACUGCACUCGUCUGGCUGGUGAUAAAAGUAAUAAUUGGUGGCUUCGACAACAUCCCAAGGUUCUUGGAAUGAAAUUCAGAACGGGAGUAAAACGAGCAGAAAAAUCUAACGUUAUUGACGUGUUUGUCAACGGAACAGUGGGACAGGAUAUGAGUAGAAGUACUUGGGAAUCGAUGCUUGAAGAUCCACCUUCAGAUCUUACUAAAGAAGAAAGAAGUUCUUGGUUAAAGGAGCUAAAAGAAGUUUCUUUAAGUUCUGAUGCAUUUUUCCCAUUUCGCGACAACAUUGAUCGCGCAGCCCAGAGUGGUGUGGAAUAUAUUGCGAGUCCUGCUGGAUCAGUUUCAGAUGAUGUAGUGAUUACAGCUGCAAACGAACAUAACAUGGUCAUGGUUCACACAAAUCUACGUUUAUUUCAUCAUUGAUAGUACAACUCUAUGGAACCAACAGUCUUGAUAUUUGCACAUUUUUCACUUAUAUUAAUUUGACUGAGCAGUCAAUGGGGAACAGAUUAUUCCAGUUCUUUCUGCAAAAGCCGAUAAAAUUUCUUUUUCCUUCGAAAACAUCUGAAAUAAAAUGUUACUGACAUGA